AAUCUGUAUAUAAGGUUGAGUUUCCCUUUUAUUUUAGUUUUUAUUUUAGAAAUAUUUGACUGAAGCAGAAAAACAAUGCUGUUAAAGGUGUUUGUUUUAAGUUUUGCUUGUUUCCUCUGUAUUCAAGAAACACAAGCAAGAAUUCCACCUCACAUUGCAAAACUUUUACCGCCGGAAUUAAUUGAAUUGAUUAUGAGUUUAAGAAAUGUGUGCACAAAGAAAGUUGGUCUAGUUCCAGAUGAUAUUGAACAUUUUGACAUUAAUCCUGACUCUCCGCAACCUUACAAGUGCUACAUGGAGUGUAUGAUGAGCGCUGCAAAAUGGCUGACGCCUAAAGGUAAAAUUAAUUAUAAGAAAAUGCUGGACGAUUCUUACCCCGACAUUAAGCAAAUGUUCGAGAAAGUGGUAGACAAAUGCCGCGAUAUACAAGAAGGAGAUAAUUGCGCAACAGCAUUUAACUUUAAUUUAUGCAUAGCACGAGCAGAUCCAGAAAAUUAUUUCUUGCCAUAAAGCCAAAAACAACAUUUUCAGCAAUGUAAUUCGUCCUGAUUUUCAAAUUAUACAUGUCUCUGUAUUUAAACCACGCGUAGAUAGUUCACGCACGCCUAAACAUAUGUGAAACAAUCAAAAAAAUAAAGUUAAUUCAGAUUAUUAGAA
Molecule: messenger RNA, 657 nt
Organism: Dalotia coriaria
Lineage: Eukaryota; Metazoa; Arthropoda; Insecta; Coleoptera; Staphylinidae
Product: general odorant-binding protein 56h-like
Exons: 7
Coding region: 76-510 (144 amino acids)
Biological process (GO): olfactory behavior; sensory perception of smell
Cellular component (GO): extracellular region
Molecular function (GO): odorant binding; dibutyl phthalate binding
Source: RefSeq, a predicted model, not a curated record